Messenger RNA from Talaromyces proteolyticus, 888 nucleotides. Its product is annotated as putative C6 transcription factor. The transcript has 3 exons. The record is from RefSeq and is a predicted model, not a curated record. Gene Ontology annotation, biological process: regulation of DNA-templated transcription. Gene Ontology annotation, cellular component: nucleus. Gene Ontology annotation, molecular function: DNA-binding transcription factor activity, RNA polymerase II-specific; zinc ion binding. The coding region runs from base 1 to 888 and encodes 295 amino acids. NCBI's taxonomy places the organism in Eukaryota, Fungi, Ascomycota, Eurotiomycetes, Eurotiales, Trichocomaceae.
AUGGCUGCGGUUCAUUCUUCCGUCCAAGGCUCUCAAGACCCUUACAACCGCUUGCCACCUCCGCCUGGCGCCUUCCAGCGGCCUCCCCCGGACAUGUAUCAACAACAGGCUCAGGUAGUCUAUCAGGCUGCUGCGCCGAGGCAGCGUACGGCAAUUGCCUGCCGAUAUUGCCGUCGCCGGAAGAUCCGAUGCUCUGGCUUUGAAAGCUCGCCCGAUGGACGCUGCACCAAUUGUGUUCGUUUCAACCAGGAAUGCAUGUUUACUCCCGUCUCCUCGCAAGCGCAGGCCUUCGUUCCAGCUCACGCCGCAUACCCUCAUUUACGCAACCAGGGUCAGACCCGGGGGCGCGGUUAUCCUGGGGAUGGAGUGAUGUUGUAUGGUGCCCAUGGUCAACCUCUUCCACCGCAGCAACAACCAAUGUCAGAUACGACACUGCCUCCACCACAAGGCCCUUACUACCAGACUUCUUAUGGCCGUCCUCAUAUUGAUGAUCGUAUUCCACCACCAUCACUUCCACACAUGCCUCACGAUCAACGCCAACAGGGUGGCAGACGUGGUUCAGGUGCAGGCUUUGACUACCCUGAGCCCGUUAACCUUGCGCCUGUCUCUACCGGAGGAUCUGCCCCUGUAUAUCCUUCAGCUUCCUACUACCACGCCCCGGGUCAUGACAGGCGCCCUUCUCCGCAAUCCUACGCAUAUGACCGUGCUUCUCCACAUGGAUCUGCUUACCCUCCUAUGCCAGCCCACGGAACACCACCUCCAGUUACCCCAGGUGCGUCCCGAGGCGGCCUGAAUGUACGCGAUAUCUUGAACAACCCCACCGAAUCUAAUGGAGGCCGAUCAAGCACCGACAGCGAUAUGCUGAAUCAACUCAACCGCAAGGUUUAA